UGGUGAGUACCCGGUAUGGUUAGUUGUUGUGAUUUGUUUGCUGCGGUGGAAGUGGUUACAAACUUUACCAACGUCGGAGUUUUGCAUUUACUGAGAUUAAUAUGUUUGCCUGGUGUUGGUCGUUGUGGUAGAUGCACAUACUGUUUGCUAUUUGGAAGUUUGAUAGCGUUUAUGAACGUUGCUCCAACUUACUCUCAAUAUAAAUUAACACAAAACAAUAACUAUACAGUAUGUCCAAGAAACACAUAUCUUGACCCGAAACAUUCGUCAUUGCUUGGCUUUGAUGUUAAACUCCAGUGGUAUUUAUGGCUACAUAAAACGUUUCCGAGAUGUUGGCAGUCGCUACAAUAUAUGCUUUGUUUCCCUACAAAGAAAAGAAGAGUGAAGAAACAAUGUCAAGUGUUUUGUUUUAAAGCUUUGCAAUCCUGUCAAAUGAUGUUCAUUUUAAGUAAUUCUACUGUUGUGGAUUUCUUGGAAUGCUCCAGUAUGCCAAAGAUUUGCAAUGGCACAUUUCUGAAAGUUUCUAAAGAACGUUGUGGCAGUCCAUUGUUAUCAUCAACUUUUGUUACAAACUGGGUUAUCAGCUGGAGUGAGAAAAACUUAGUAGAUAAAUCUAUUAAAUAUGGCUGUUCUGUACCAUGUGAUAGCAAGUUUAGACGCCAUAAAGCUAAAGAUGUUGAUGUAUAUCCAUUUAUUGUUGUGUGUGGUGGGUUUGGGAUUUUAACCUCUCUUUUUACCAUGGCCAGCUUUUUAAUUGAUUGGAAAUGUCAGAAAAGAUAUCCAGCUGUCAUUUUGUUUAUCUUAAAUGUUUGUUUCAUCUUUUUCAUUCUUGGAUGGAUCUUGCAGUUUUUUGAUUCGUCAAACUCAAUUGGUUGCACUUCAAAAGGAGACAGACGAAUGAAUGAACCAAGAUCAAAGAGUGGAUUCUUGUGUACCAGCUCUUUCGUCUUGAUAUAUUCAUCUUCAAUCGCAAUCUCGUGCUGGUUCUGUGUUCUCACUUAUGCAUGGUACAUCUCAUUUAAAGCACUUGGUUCAACAAAAGAUGUCAUCAAGGACAGAGUCACAUAUUUUCAUUUAUUCAGCUGGUCGAUUACUUUAUUGUUGACAAUGCUGGUGAUGUUGUUUGGAGUGGUUGAUGCUGGCGAGAUAACCAACAUUUGUUUUGUCAACUACAAAAAUAAACUAGCAAGAAAUGCAUUUCUAUUGGUUCCUUACUUGUCUUGUUUACUGAUUGGUGAAUUGUUUCUGAUUCUAGGUUUCAAAGAACUGAUCAAAGUCCGUGCUCAUUGUCAGCUGUUUGUUGUACCUAAAGCUGCUGCAAAUAUCACGCAGACAAUAUAUCGGCUUGGAUUUUACGGUAUAAGUAUGUUCGUCGCUGUUUUUAUGCCUCUUGGUUGUAUACUUCAUGAAGGCUAUAUGCAGGAUGAUUGGCGCACAUUGUAUUCAAACUACAUACGUUGUGUUAUCAUUGCGCAGUCCAGUCACACGUCAUUCUGUGUCCCACCCAGCGAUAUGAGGUUGUCUUAUUUAUAUUUACAUGUCACUGGAUUUUCUAUUGCGUGUAUCACUACAAGCUCUUGGACGUGGACACACGCUACAUUGAAAAUAUGGCACAAAGUUUGGAAAAGAUUUCGAAAAGUUGAUGCGCGUCAAAGACUGCAGUUGAGUUGGUAUGCUCGAAUGAACAAAAAGAAAAUAAGCCCGUUCAUACCACCCGUUAAUCCGAGAGACCCGUUACGGGACGAACUCCCUAAGCAACUAUCUAACCGAAUGCAACAUGGUGAACUAACGCCUUCCCAUAGUCUUCAUAACCUUUUAGAAGGAUUGAAUAACCGAUGGCGUAGUGGGGAGAAGCGAAGGAGUAGCGAUGAUAUAAGAAGCGUAGCGGAUUUGUUUUCCGCGAGAAGAGGGAGCCGGUUAAGCAUCUCAUCUUUCGAGUCUCUAAGAACUACCAUUCUUCCUCACAGAGGCUUAAAUAUGCUCAGAUCGAAGUCUUUAAAUAAUAUACAAGCUCUUGGACAUUUAGCGUCAAAUCACUCUCCUCCCAGGAGACUUUCUACGAAUUUAACUGUGAUGAAAGUUAGUGAUCGCUUAGGAAAACAACGGAGUGCUUCAAGAUUAUCAAUGGACGAUUUAAAACAUUUACACGAUAACCUUUACACUCCAUUAUCAUUUGUGCACAAAGAUAACAUAGUUGCAGAUUGUAUUCCUAAUUUUUCCACACCACGAUUAAGAACUACAGCAAAGCAAUACAACAGAGUGUUCAAAUCAACCAAAAAUGAGGAGGAAACUACAGAAAUGCUUGGUCCUUCGUCGUGUUAAGCAGAAACAGUGUUUUUUUUCACGACAUAAUUUUCGGCCGGUAUUCUGACAGACCUCGCCUGCCUAUAUCCUCCAUAUUUAUAAUACCAGUCGUUUGUGUAUCAAAAAUGGCAGCCGCGUCGCUAAUAUGUGCUAAAGAUGCCCGGAUAUGUUUGACAGGCAAUAGUUCGAGUACUGGAAGGUCGAGCAAACACUAGUAUUUUCCCACGAGCUAAUAAUAGUAACCGGAUUUUGCCUGUCUGUCUUUCCGUAAGAAAAAGGACCUCCAACACGAAAUAACAAACGCGAUUGAUUUUUUUGUCGACUUUGUUGCGAUGGGCGAAUUCUACUGAAAUUUUCGACUUGCAAAGAAAUACUGAUGAUAAGACUGGGUUUUUUAGGCUCGCUUACCCCAAAUUUAACUUUACUUAGGAAUUUAUACCAAAUGUAGAUUUAUGCAAUUUUUAUGCAAAUGUACAGUCAUGUUUUUUUACGUUUGUAAAGAUUAUUUGUUCACAUGUUAAAUGAUUCUUUUGGA
Molecule: messenger RNA, 2839 nt
Organism: Hydractinia symbiolongicarpus
Lineage: Eukaryota; Metazoa; Cnidaria; Hydrozoa; Anthoathecata; Hydractiniidae
Product: protein smoothened-like
Exons: 11
Coding region: 16-2322 (768 amino acids)
Biological process (GO): central nervous system development; commissural neuron axon guidance; smoothened signaling pathway
Cellular component (GO): dendrite; cilium; plasma membrane
Molecular function (GO): patched binding; transmembrane signaling receptor activity
Source: RefSeq, a predicted model, not a curated record